AUGAGUGUUGGAAGCCUCCAAGCUGCGUUGGCCAGCGCCACAAACGAGGUCACCGUUGCAGCCGCAAACAUUAACUUCGACUUCACGCUUGUCAAGUAUGAGGCUCCAAAAGAGUACCAACCUCUCGGUGCACUCCUUUCUCCUAAACGCAAGGAAAAUGCAGAAUUUGGACCUUCACACUGUACAGCACGCCGGCUGGCGUCCUUAUUCCACGAUGUCUGCCCGGAAACGCCCAAUUUGAUCAGCGCCUAUGGGAAGCGGGUGUCGGAGAUCUCAACGAGGGCGACCAAGAGACAGUCGACCAAGUUUGCUAAUUCCAUGUUCGAGUCGUACGCUGGUGUAGACGCGACAUCCAUCUGGGCUGCUGCCACAUCGUCGGAUCCUGCUGCGGCCGACAGGGGCGCAUUGCACAUCCACCUGCUGGCUAGCAUGCUCGCCAAGAUGUGGACGGCACCCGAAGCCGUGUCGAUUUGGUUCGAGCUCAUCUCCGAGAGGCAACGGAUGAUAAGCGAACAGCUGGAAAGAGGUGACGCCUUGCCGUUCUCGCUUGCGGCGGCAGCGGCACAACGUCAGAUACAGCGCUCUCAGCUCGCCGAGUGGGACGCCAGCGCCAGAGCCUGGCUGCAGACGGCCGACUCGGUUAUGGUUAAGGAGCAGGACCAGCUCCGAAUUAUCCUCGAAAAUAUCGAGCUAUCCACCAGCAGAGACCAGGGCAAGGCCUCGAUGGUCUACCUGAGUGUGACCCAAGCAUGGUGUAGAGCAUUGAUGGUAAUGGAAAGGCUUGUGUCUGGCGUCGCCCAGGAGGUCCACGAUGGGGCGGCUCUCGUUGGCCUCACGGCCUGGCACAUCUAUCCGGAUAUUCAUAUAUUUGGACCGAAAUCUGUCAAGGUAUCGAUGCAAGACCCGUUGGUCCAACCCGGCGGUAUAUUGACAUUAGGCUGCGGGCCUUCGGCGAUACCAUCGUCGCAAGGGGUCACCUGGUCGCUGUCACUCAAACAUCUCCGGUACUAUGGUCGGCCAGUGGAAACUCAGAGUGCGAUAGGUAUCCAUCGAUCUCAUUUAUCAUUCGAUGAGCUGAUGCUGGCCAUGCUCGGCUGUGUUGUCAACAUAUGGGGCCUCUCACGGGACAACAUGGAUUCCGCAGCCAGAAUAUUUUCCAAAUUAGUUCUGCACCUGGAGAGCCGUGAACAAAGCAAACUGGUUGAUCGUCACAUCCUACACGGUUUAAGACUACUUGGAAGAGCUGCCGACGCUCACAUCGAAGAGAUGAAUACCACCACGCCUUUUGUGAACCUCGGCAUCAACAGGCCGCAAUUUCUGCCUGCCAAAUUCCGAAAUGUCCCCACGAGGCCUUUUUUUAGUUUGCUGGAAGAGGACACCUUCCUAGAUCGACUUAAAGACGAUGAAAGCAGGAUCAUGUUCCUAAGACGCAUAGCAUCGCGGUACCUGUCUCAACAUCCCCAGGCGUCCAGCUGCGUGAUUCGGUAUGCCAUCACGCAAACAAAGACCUCCUGGGCGUCCGUCUUCCCAAGCUCCAUCACGACUAGGAACCGCGCAACCUCGCGCAGCAGUGCCCAGUCCCAUCAUCGGUGGAAUGCGGAUCACACAUUGGACAAUGACAAGGAGAUCCAUCACCGGACGACACAACGGAGCCCGGCGCCGUUCUCUUUCAAGGACGGUUAUGUUUACAACCACCAACACGGCACGCCCAUCCCCAUGUCGCUGUGGUUCGGCAACGUACACGGGACGGCUCUCUAUCAGCCGUGCGAUCUAGCUAGACCUGCCAUGCCUCCGGCGCAAAUAGAACUGGAAGAUCUGCUCUGGGCUCUCGAGUAUGACCUAAUGGCGGACAUCCAAAUUCCCGAAGAUAAAGUGUCGUCCACCUUGAGUCUCUUGGCAGUCGCCCACUCUGGGGUGCUAGGGAGGCUUGAGGGACUGAUGAUCCGGCUCAAGACUUUGUCGAAGCCGCUCACGGAAGCCAAAUGGGCGAAGGAAGUCGCCGUCAACUUCGACCAUCGACCUGACGAUAGAGGGUACCAAUGGAUAUCUGGAGCUCUUCCUAAAUCUAUUGGCGUGUUGUCGUAUUUCAUAUCUGAAUGCGACCUGCGGCCGACCGAUAUCGAGGAAAACGUUUGUGGCGUCUCUUUCGGAGACUCUAUAUUUGUCCCAGAGAACUUGACCCGCGAUCCGUUUGAGGCUUCUGAUGAGCAGGCCAUCGUACGAGUUUUGGGAAAUAUAGGCCUUCCGGGCUUCGUUAUGUUCUCUUCCGUCAUGGAACCGAUGGUGUCGGAGGUCAGCGAGUCGUCCUGGAAGCAAAAAGACUAG
Messenger RNA from Colletotrichum lupini, 2325 nucleotides. RefSeq lists its product as uncharacterized. The coding region runs from base 1 to 2325 and encodes 774 amino acids. The transcript has 3 exons. Lineage: Eukaryota; Fungi; Ascomycota; Sordariomycetes; Glomerellales; Glomerellaceae. The record is from RefSeq and is a predicted model, not a curated record.